GGAGAGAGAGAGAGUGAUAGAAGCCCCAGCCACCAGAGGGCAGCACCUUCAUGUACACAAGAUCCCAAACAGUUGAGAUGGUGCAUGGCUGCUGAUUUCAGGGGUCCAGGGGCCUCCCACGCUAGAAAAGCACCCAUAAAUCCAUGACCCGGGUGCUGAUGUGAUGGGUGCAGAUCCUUCUUCAAGUUGAUGAGUCAAAUGCACGGCCAGCAACAUGGAUGCUGCUCGCAGAAGUCAAGACAUACGGAAGAUGUUGAAUCCCGACUCCCGCUCUCUCAUGGGAUUGAGCGAGGAAGAGCUGCUCAUCCGGGCGAGGGAGGAGCGCGCAAACAUAGUUGGGCGCUACGACCUCGGGCGAGAAGAAGGAGCCGUGAUAGACCCCUGGGAGGACCCCGAGCUGGAGGUCUACCACACCACAGACCGAUUCGGCUUCAUACAUGACACCCGACUACCACGGACGCGCUCAAAGGAGGAGGAGAAGAAGCUGGAGGUGGAGUCCUCGAGGAUUCCGAAGUGGCUUAAGAUGAUCAAGACGUGGGACAAGUACUGGGAGAAGGAGAAGUUUGUCAAGAGGAUUUACAAAGGCAUUCCAGAUAGGUUUCGGGGAACGGUGUGGGCAAAGCUUCUCUUCUUGGAGCAGACGAAGGAAGAGCAGAAAGGGAAAUACGAGGAAAUGAAGCGUCUCGGGUGCAAGUGGUCGCCGGAUGUUCGGCAAAUUGAUCUGGAUGUAAAUAGGACUUACAGGGACCAUACCAUGUUUCGCAUGAGAUAUGAUGUGAAGCAGCAGCAGCUUUUCUACGUUCUAGUUGCAUACUCCAUGUACAAUCAGGAAGUGGGUUAUUGCCAAGGAAUGUCUCAGAUCGCUGCAUUGUUACUCAUGUACCUGAACGAGGAGGACGCCUUCUGGGCUCUCUCGGCCCUGAUGUCCUCUCCCAAAUAUGCAAUGCAUGGUUUCUUUAUACCUGGGUUUCCCAAGUUACUGCGCUACCAACAGCAUCACGACAAAAUCCUUGAUAAGUUUCUUCCCAAAUUGAAAAAACAUUUGGAAAGAAACUGCAUAGAUUCAGGGCUGUACACUCUGAAAUGGUUCUUCCAGUGUUUCCUAGACAGGGUUCCGUUCACCCUGACCUUAAGGCUGUGGGACAUCUUUGUGCUGGAGGGAGAGCGCCUCCUGGUGGCCUUUGCCUACUCCAUCCUCAAGCUUCACCGUCGACACAUCGCACGCCUUGACAUGGACCAGAUCCUUGACUACCUCCAGAAGAAGCUGGAGAAGAACUUUGGGUACGAGGACGACUAUGUUAUCGAGAGCUUAGAGAAGGCCAUGGAUGAGCUGAAGAAGGCCAAGCUGGACCACCCCGGCCCCCCGCCAGACCAUGAGCUGCCGCAACAACCCUUCGGGAUGUUUAUAGAGCCCACGAUUGAGAAGGAGUCCGGAAUACGUCGGGACUUCACCGAGGAGGAGCGACUCAUUACAGAGAAGCUGAUGAAGCGGACAGAGACCAUCGGCCUGAACGGGUCUCACCUCUCUGUUGACCGCGGCUCAAGAUACUCCCUGGAAUGCAGCAUCGACGAAGUGAGCAGCCUGGGGGGCGUGGGCGGCUCCCGGGCGUCCCUGGCCAACACCUCGCUCACCUCCGCUGCCGACCUCUCCACGCUGUCCUCGGUGACCCUGGCCAGGCGCGGGGACAUCGACGCUGCCUCCAUACAGUCAGGCCGAUCACUCAUCUCCCCAGACACACGGUCGGUACAGUCCGUUCGGUCGCCCAGGUCACCCACGGAGAGGUUCAGGCACUCCAACAGCCACUCGCCUUCACAGUCGGCAGCGGCCCAUCGGACUAAUGGUGAUGUGCAGAGUGACACGCAGUCGUUACAGAGUGAGGGCGAGGUGGUGCAUAACGGUGACCUGGGCAGCCCCUCGCACAGCCCCUCCACGCCACGCCCUUCCUGCCUCUCGGUGAGCCAGACCACGCUGCAGGACAAGGAGGCGCUGCUCUCGGAGCCGGCCACACCCAAGGCCACGGAGACGCCCGACACAGUUCGUAUUUUUGUAUCGUACUCAGGGAACACAGAAACGCUGACCCCCAAGAGCCACUUCUCCAAGGCUGCUGACGAUGAUCUGAAAGUGAUAACCAGUUCCAGCGACCCCAACAGGAUCACGAUCCACGUGGACAGGGACGAGAGGUUAUCGGCGCUGUCUGAGUAUUCCUCCAACCCAAGCAGCUCACCAAGGGAUCCUUCAACUCUACACGAUUCUUUAGGUUCGGAAAGCUUCACAACUGUUGACUCAUCCUCUCAGGACCAUUCCGCGCUACUUCAGGAAAUCAAGAUAUCACAGGAGUCUUCGCCCCAGAGCAAAGGUUACUCUCCUUCGCCCCAGAGCAAAAGUUACUCUCCUUCGCCCCAGAGCAAAGGUUACUCUCCUUCGCCCCAGAGCAAAGGUUACUCUCCUUCGCCCCAGAGCAAAGGUUACUCUCCUUCGCCCCAGAGCAAAGGUUACUCUCCUUCGCCCCAGAGCAAAGGUUACUCUCCUUCGCCCCAGAGCAAAGGUUACUCUCCUUCGCCUCAGAGCAAAGGUUACUCUCCUCCGGUGUCUCCUUCCCUGCCCAGGCUGGAGACGUCGCGGUCCCGGCCUAUCACUCUUGACAGUCCAGAGUAUAGCGAGGGGCUCCUGUAAGUACAAGCAGUGCUGGAGGUUUCAUUCGUACUAUUUGAGAAUUUUAAGUAUGUGACUUCUGUAUAUAAAUUUUGAUGUAUUGGCAUGUUAGUAAAUUAUUUCCAUCGGUAGGGAAUUAGUCUUGAAAGUCUUAAAUGUCCAUUUCUUCAUGAGGGUUGUAAGAGAACACUUUUGUUUUGAAGAAGUUUUGUGUAUAGAAAGAGAGUAUUGUCCACAGUGGAAAGGAGUCCAGAUUACAAUAAGUGAAUAAUAAUACUGAUAGAUGUUUGUGAGCAAGCCGCUCAUUAUUAGUAAGUGUACUUAAUAGAGUUGAUGUUUAUAGAUGCAAUCCUCACUCCUGGUAAGUAUGGAGCCAAUACUAGCAUAUUUUUAUAUGACUCCUAUUCUAGUCUUCCUUAUUUUUCUGUUUCUCUUGGUGACGUUAUGAUUUGCCGGCAGGCAAGACCUGCACUUCACUCUUCCUUUGCAGCGAUGAGUUCAAGAAAAACGGUAACUCGAGGCAACAAACGUUGCAGUCUUAACAGUAGUCUAAAAAAGCCAUUGCAAGCAAGGUCACCAAAAGUGUUAUUUUUAUAGGUCACCAUUUAUCAGUUGUAAGUUUUCCUGAGCAAAAGUCAUGAACAUUUUUUAUAUAUAUAUCAGAAACAUUCCCAUAUAUGUAGAUAUACAUAUACCAUAUAUUUAGAUUUUUUGUUUUGUUUUUUGUCUUUUUUGCAUCACUUGCCUUACGACGAGGCAAGGACAUAUUAGCGAGUACACAUAUCCGUAUCCAGGCAGCCGUAGACCCGAGGCAACACUUGUGAGGGUCAACUGACAGGCGGGGGAGGGGGAGGGUAGGAGUGGCUGGCGCGUGUGUGCACUGCCCCUGGUGCUGCCUGGACCCCUGAGCCGCGCCACCGUGCAAUACUGCCACAAGCAAAGGGUCACAAAGUAUACUCCGCGCGUCUCUUUGGUUGGGGGCCUGACCGUGCUCAUUUUCAGGCUUUCUUUGUAGGUUUGAUUUACCUCAGUAUUUUACUUGAUCACAGAGUAGAGAAUCACGACGUACAUUUAUAUUAGGCGAUGAUUGUACACCCGUCAUGGACUCAGGCUGAUUUCUUCCUUACAAAAUUAAGAGGAAAAAGCAGACUGGAAGAAUGAACCAAACUGGAGAGUCUUCUAGUGUAGGAAACUUUUGUAAUGGUGAGGCAUCGUAGCAGCAUAACUAAUGAUCUGUUUAUGCUGGGAAGGUUCUGCUUCCAUAAUUAAUCUCUGCCAAGUUGGCUGUUUUCACAUGACUGUAGAUGUUUUCAUUUGGACACGUCAUAUUUGUAUCAGGACAAAAUAAGAACAUUUUCUCCAUAAUUUAAGAUUAGGCAUUCAUUGUCUUGUCUAAUAUUAAUUUCAAAUGAAGCAAAGUCACUGUUUGUGAAGAAAGAAUCAGUCAUUCAUUUUGAUUUUAAGACCUGAUAUUGUAUUUUAUGCUUCAUCUAACCUUUUUACUUUAGAUAUCAAUGUUACUGUUGGGAGUGUCCCCAGAUGUAUCAUGUCCUGUUUGGCUGGUAGUUGCCAUGUUCCUGAGCCACACAACACUGCACUCAGUGAGGAGCGGUGCCCAGCCAUGCUAGCACACCCAGCCUACGGUGCGGGCGCUGAGCCGCCCCGCACUACCUUGUUUGGCAAGCUUUAAGCCUUUAGCCUCGUUGAUGCAGGGAAUGAAUAAAACUCGUGCUAUGAACUUACUGACAUAGGACGUUCUCAUUUUGCUAAAAAUGUGAUUGAAAAUUGUCAUUUGUUUGCCUAAUACAUAACAUUUAGACUUAAUGGUGAAGAUUGUUGGUUGGCUGUUUUGGCUGGGGUUGAGUAUUCAGUCUUUGGAAAUCUCUACUUGGUAGUUUGACAAUUUUGCACUUUGAGUAUUACUGAAAGUACUUACACACACACACAAACACACAUACACCCACCAGUUUAUUUUGAGCUGGAGUAAGUCAUUGAUUACUAGAGGUUGUAGUAAUUUCUAUUGUGGUUCCAAGAUGAAUUUUGAAUUAUCAAAAUAUUUUUCCAAACCUGGGAAGCAUUUGGUAUGCUGAGACACGAGAUAGUUUGCCUGUGUACAGUGAAGUAAUGUUUCCAUGAUUUAGGAACAAACAAUAACAAUGUGAUAUCUAAUUUUAGCCAUGCAGACAAUUAACUACCCAAAGAGCCUUUAAAGAUUCAUGUAGAACUGCAUAAGGAGAUUGUCAACCAUUGUAUAUCAAUAGAUGUAUAUCUAAAUACCCUGUAAAUAUUAUUAGUCUGUGUAUACUGCUAGCUUGAGGUCUGUAUGAUCACCAGAUGUGAUAUGCAUGGAAGAAAGUUGGAUGUAUCAUAGAUUAAAUAUUCAUAAAGUACCCUGAAGUCACUUAGAUUUGGUAAGGUAUUGCAGGUAUUGUAUUAAAGUUAGUCAUUCAGUACUGGAGUGUUGUAACGUGAAGCGUCUAGUGUUGCCGACAGUCAGGGUUCCCGCCACUGUGCAGCACAACACACUGAGGCUCCUCUUGGCUGUGCAGGGAGGAACACUUGCUUGGCAGGCUGAUUUAAAAAGUUUCUAUCCCUAAAAAUGUCGGUAAAAUUAUAUGCCUUGGCCGGUUCAGUGUGAAGCCACUUAUUUACAUAGAUGAUAACAGUUAUGAUUAUAAAGUGGAAGUUAUCCUGCUUUUACAAAUUAUUAGUUGCCGUCAAUAACAAAACCAUGACUUUUCCCUGAAUUUGACCAUUUGAAAUUUUGAUAACAGUUACUGCACUCAUUUUAUGUACUUUGUAAGGUUUCAGUUGUACAUUCCUGCCAUAAGUUGGCCAUACAUAUAAAUCUGUGUAUUAAUAGUUUUGUAUUAUGUAUAUAAUGUUAUAAUACUACAUAUCCAUUACUUCAUACUUACUUAUGAGUCUCAAAGGUCGCUGAUCACGUAAUACCUUGAACAUAGUCUUGGGUCAGUGGCAGGGUGUUGGGAAUGCUCACCAGUCCUUGGAAGACAUUGGAACCUUUGCAACCAGAAUACUCCUUCGUCGUGUCACAAGAGACCAGGAUUCAGAGGAGGUGUGAGAUGAUGGGUCUGUGUACGAGAAUGUAAAGAAUAAUUACUCAUUUCUCCGUACUCUCUUUUCCACAAACUGUAUUAUUUAUGUUUUUCCUUUUCAUCACAACUGCCAUGUUCUUGCAUUGUUUAUCGUCCAGAGUUUCUUUACUCAAGCUGUAGCAGAACACCUUUGAUUGUAUUUCCACUAGCGGUCCAUGCAGUAUUUAACACAUUAUUUACAGAAGCGAUUCUUACCGUACACAGUCAUGAUGUCUUGAUGUGUUUUGUUAUAGAAUUCCCUAACUCAGAGACUUAGAAGUUUAGAAGUAAUUAACCAAUACUCUUUAUUGUGCUCAGUUUGUUUGUAAUGAUUGUUUGAUCUUGUCAGCAAACACAUAGGAUACACAUGUCCGAAUUUAAUUGCAAAAAUAGGCUUAACAGAAUCCAAGUUUCCCGGAGAAUGUACGAUAAAAGUCUUGUAAUUCCUGCUUGAUCUUCGGUAUGAUUACGUCUCCUUAACCUCAUUGCAUAUAAUUUGCUAAUUACUCCUCAAUUAUUGGUGUUAUAAAUGAAGGAACUUGUGCUUUAUUAACUGGUCUUAGGAGGAAGAUAAACAUUGCAUAAUGUUAUGAAAAUGGUUAAAUAAAUUGUUGAAUUCUA
Molecule: messenger RNA, 6369 nt
Organism: Eriocheir sinensis (Chinese mitten crab)
Lineage: Eukaryota; Metazoa; Arthropoda; Malacostraca; Decapoda; Varunidae
Exons: 12
Coding region: 215-2674 (819 amino acids)
Source: RefSeq, a predicted model, not a curated record